Molecule: messenger RNA, 1350 nt
Organism: Baudoinia panamericana UAMH 10762
Lineage: Eukaryota; Fungi; Ascomycota; Dothideomycetes; Mycosphaerellales; Teratosphaeriaceae
Exons: 3
Coding region: 1-1350 (449 amino acids)
Biological process (GO): secondary metabolite biosynthetic process
Molecular function (GO): FAD binding; monooxygenase activity
Source: RefSeq, a predicted model, not a curated record
AUGAGUGGGACAAGUGAGGAGCAGCCACUCAAAGUCAUCGUUGUCGGCGCGGGUCUAGGAGGUUGUGCCUGCGCCCUCGCACUGCACGCUCAAGGAUUCGAGGUAACCGUCUUCGAGCGCCUUAGAACCUUCCGUAGACUCGGAGAUAGUCUCGGACUCGGCGAGAACGCACUGAAGCUCCUGCGGCGAUGGGGCGGUCAGGAGCUUUACGACACUCUUUGUUCAAUCGGCAAUCAAGCGCCUAAUAUGCAGAUCCGACGCUGGCAUGACGGCAAGAUUCUUGCGCAGCAACCUUUGAUGGAUAUGGCCGGCUAUAUUGGCCACCGCGGUGACUACCACGAGGUCUUCCUGAAGGCUGUCCGUGAUGCUGGUGUUCCAGUCCAUAUGGACCAUGAAGUGGUAGCCUUCGACGAAGAAAAGCCGUCAGUUUUUCUCGCCAACGGCCGAGAGGUCGAGGCAGACGUGAUUGUCGGUGCGGACGGCAUAAAAAGCAAAGCGAGAGAGCUUGUUCUCGGCUUCAAGGACCAUCCCAAAUCGAGCGGGUACUCUUGCUUUCGGGCGUACUUUCCAGGCUCUAUUGUCAGGGGCGAUCCAAAGUGCAGCGAUUUCGUCAACGAAGACUGUGUCAACAUUUGGAUUGGUGAAGAUACUCAUGUUGUGCAAAAUACUCUGCGCAACGGCGAGGAAUUCAAUUGGAUCCUAACGCGUAAGCUCAGCGAUGAGAAAGACAUGGAGAUCACGGAAUCCUGGUACCAAGAGGGCGACUUGAAUGAGGUCUGGAAGUGCGUUGAAGGCCUCGAUGAGCGCAUCGUCGCUGCUAUCAGAAAGACGCCGAGCUGCCUGGAUUGGAAAAUCUGUUAUCGCGAUCCGCUGCAGACAUGGACCAGUCGUAGCCACAAGAUCGUACUUCUUGGCGACAGUUGCCAUCCGCAUCUCCCAACGAGUGCACAAGGUGCAAGCCAGGCAACAGAAAGCGCUGCCGUACUCGCUAUAUGCCUUAAGCUUGCUGGCAAGGAGAAUGUACCACUUGCUACCCGCACGUACGAGAAGCUGCGAUUCGCGCGCACAGAACGGUCGCGGCACAACGGCGAAGACCUCCGGGAUCGAUGGCAUAGUGCACUCAGGAUGUCUAAUGCAGGAGGCGAGAUCGACCCCGAGACGAUCAAAAUGCACAAUCGUCCCUUGUAUGCUUUCGAUGCUGAAGCUGAUGCGAUGCAGAGAUGGCACUCCGUCAGCUCGCAAGUAGCGAACGAGUUGCGGUCUGGUUGUAUCUCGCCGCUGUUCGAUAUGGGAGCCAGAAACGCCAUCGAUGUUGUGGCACCGGCACCACUUGGCGCCACGGCUACGUGA